AUAGAAUACUGUAUUAUACAAGUGAUUUUUGGAAGAACACACGCAAUAUUGAAAGUAAUGAAAUAUCAAAAUAAAUGCAGUAUAUAAUGGUGCAAUGUAAAGGAGAUAAUCAAAGUGAUAUUUACAAAUGCUAUCAAUUCAAUAUGCAAAAUUUUGUAUAACUUUUAUUUAAAUUUUGCAUAUUGAAGUUAAUCAGGUUUUUAAUUGGCAGGUAGCAGAAUUUAUUAUUUGAAACGGAAAGAUGACCAUAAUUUAGCUAAGCAAAUCCACCCACACGCAAAACACAUGCACACAAAUACAUUGAUGUUUCUGAGAAAAUUUCUGGAAUUUAUUUGUUUAUAAUAAAAAAAAGGAAUUUUGUGUUCAAAAUAGUGUACGAUCCAGUUGCUAACACUUGAAAAAAUGAAAGAAAAAAAGAAAACCAGGGAGAUUUAUUUCAACCUACUUAAGAGUGAAGAGCCCUUCAAAACUUGAUUAAAUGGUUAAGACAAUAAUUCUCAACAAGUAAUCAUUUAUUUCGAAAACUUUCACUUUCAUGAUCAAAAUUCCUCCAGUGAAAAUAAUGGUAUGUUUUAGAGUUAUGUAGAUGCUAUUAAGUUUGCUCAGAUGCUUGUUAGACUGGAUUAAUUUAUAUAAAAAAAAUACCUUCGCUACCUCUGUUUGGAAGACGCUUCUUCAUUUGAAACAAAUUGUUUAAUGGAUAUAUUGUUAUGCAAUACACAUUGUAUUGUGUUUUUGGAAUAUUUUUUUUGCUGUUUCGGAGAAAUGUGAUGCUUUUCUACUAAUGGAAAUCCAUUAGACAAAAUUGUAUUUAAAGGCACUGAGAGAAAAGUGGAUUAAAACUUUGGAGAGCUAGGGAAAUGUAACCUUUUGUUGUGAAGAUUCCCUGCUAGCAUUCACAGCUGAUUAAAUCACUCUGUUGUUAUUUGUCGAAGUAGAACAUAAAGCUUUCAAAAUAAAUAAAAAACCAUAAUGGAGACGGCAUUAAUCGUUCAAAUGAUUUUGCUGAUUGUAGUAAUGGUCGUGACAAUUGGAACUAAUGUCAUAACUUUGUUCGUAAUUGCGUGUACCGAUUAUUUACGGAAUAUUAAUCGAGUGUACCUGUAUUCAAUGACAAUUUCCGACCUGUGCAUUGGAUUGUUCAUAUUUCCGUUUGCACUGUACAGUUUGAUAAUAAAUUCACUCGGUUAUCCGGAAAUUAACGAAAAAUUAUGUCACUUACAAGCAUACACAUUAAUUGUGUUGUUUUUAUCGGGAUUAUAUGCAAUAGCAUGGAUGAAUGUUGACCAUUACGUCGCAGUGCGUAAACCAGAACGAUACAAGGUUAUGAUGUCGCCACCAAGGUCACUGUGUUGGAUUGGUUUUGCAUGGAUAGCCGCGGUCAGUUUUUGUUCGCCACCCAUGUUGAGUUUCCAGGACACGCGGUAUUAUGAUGAAGUGUUUGUUUGUACAAUAUACAUAGGCUCAGAAAUUCCAUAUUUUAUCACUGCCGGAGUAUUAGCUUUAAUUCCACCUCUGUUAGUGCUGUUAGUCACAGACAUAUACCUUUUCACUCACGGGUUCAAGAAAAAACAAAAAAUGUAUGAAGCUGUAUUACUGGACGUUUCAUCACGUCCACGGAAUUACCAAAUCAACUUUUUAGUGUCAGUAAUCUAUUUCACAACUUGGUUGCCAUGGUGUUUAGUACGUAUUAGUAGUUUUUACGUAGAAUUCAUUCCGCAAGAAUUACAUUUCGUAACAUUUUGGAUCGCCAUGGGAAAUGGAUUUUAUAAGUUUUUUGUGUACACUGCAAUGAGCGUUGAAUAUAGACGUGGCUUGCGAGAACUGCUGAGGCAUUGUUGUUCCAUGGUAAAAUGUAACUGCUGUGAUACUGUGUUACCAAGGAGACAAAACUUGACUGUUAACUUGACGGCGACGCGUGUUGUUGCUAAACCAUCCACCAGCGGACCACCGCCAACCCACGUCUAACCAUUUUAAGUUUUCGGGCCAAAAAUCUAAAAAGUUAUAUAUAUUCAAGCAUUUAAUACAAUACAAUGUUUAUAUGUUAAAUGUUUUAUCAAGGUGGUUAAAUGAUUAUAAGUGUUCAUAUUAUUUGUUUUGCAAAAACCUUAUUUUUAAAUUCAUGUUCAUUAUCAAACGUUUGUAGUUGUUGUUUUUUGUAACCUUAGAUAAUGUUCUGAAUCAGUUCUUUGUAUUGUAAAGUAAUAAAACACAGGUUUUUAUCUGUGUGAUAUCUUAAAUAUGUAAAGCAUUUUUCUACACAUCUUAUUAUACAAUUACAUUUACUGUACAUUCGUAAAAAUAUAAAGAACACAGUUGUUUGUUUUGGUCAUAUAUGGAGUAUUUCUCAGUACAUAAUGGAGGAAUAUUGUAACUUUUUCUUUGCACAGCUUGCUCGUUAAUUAUUCAUUUAUUCUCUUAUGAAGGUUGUGUCUAAUGUUGUGCAUUCUUUUGUCUCAAGUAAAUAUUGUUAAUAAGAAAAAUAUAUGCCAACUGGCAUAAGAUUUUUGCAGUGUUUUAGUAUUGAAAUGGACUUUACAUGAUUUUAUGAACAUGAAUCAAUGUUAUUUUUCAUAAUGAUGGUAUAAAUAUAAUUCUUUAUUAUCAAUCAAUCAGCUGUCAGUGAGACACCGACAUAAUAUGGCUUGGCAAGUUAGUAGUUGCUUCUCCUUUAUAUCCCAGUGGGUUUUAAUCCGAGAGACAGAAUGGUGAUGCUUUUACUCAUUUGUGCCUGAAAUAAAUUUUUUGUACUGAAGGGCACCUGAGUAAAGCUGGAAAGAUACCAUAUGACCUAUACGUGUUGCUGCCAUGUAGAAAAAAACAACAGAAAAUAAUUUAUCAGUUAAAAUGAAGUUCUGUAGAUCUAUCAUCGUACUCUUAUCUUAUCUUGUCAGUUUCUAUGUCUUCAUGUUUACCCCCAAUGUCUAUGAUAAAAGGAGAAAAAAGAAUUGCUUUUUUUCUAAGGUUGGGAAAUUUGUCCCACUGCUUAUCCCUUUAAGUAUGUGAACAUCAAACUUCUAUGUUUCCUCAUUAAGAGCUAGCAAUGCCAGACUCUAUAUAAAUUUUGUGCGGCCCAUUCGCUUUAUUCAAAACAGUUUACUGCUCAGUCUGAUAUAUUAUUAAUAAUGAAAUAUAUCCCUGAUGGGAUAGUCUGGAAUUGAAACUGGGACAAGUCCAAUAUACAAAAUUAGGAUGGAAGGGACUAAGCUGAUCAGAAUAUUUUCAGUGUUGAUUUAUGUUUGCUUUGAAUUUCUUAUAAUAUUUAAAAUCCCAUAUUUUGAAACAUUUCAUAAAUAUACUAAACUUCUUUUUGUUAAAAUGCAUAAGGCACUGAAUAUGUAUGUUCUAAAUGUCUUUAAUCAAUAUGACAAACUUGGUCAAGGUAUGUCAAUCAAUAUGACAAACUAAGGUCAAGGCAGGUCCUAAAAUUCUAAAAUCAAUAUGACAAACUAGGUUAAGGUAUGUCCUAAAGUUCUUAAAUCAAUAUGACAAACUAGGUCGGUCAGUGUAGGUCCUAAACUUAAAUCAAUAUAACAAACUAGGUCAAGGAAGGUCCUAAAGUUCUUUAAUCAAUAUUACAAACUAGGUCAGUGUAGGUCCUAAAGCUCUUAAAUAAAUAUAACAAACUAGGUCAAGGAAGGUCCUAAAGUUCUUUAAUCAAUAUGACAAACUAGGUCAAGGUAUGUCCUAAAGUUCUUUAAUCAAUAUGACAAACUAGGUCAAGGUAUGUCCUAAAGUUCUUUAAUCAAUAUGACAAACUAGGUCAAGGUAGGUCCUAAAGUUCUUUAAUCAAUAUGACAAACUAGGUCAAGGUAGGUCCUAAAGUUCUUUAAUCAAUAUGACAAACUAGGUCAAGGUAUGUCCUAAAGUUCUUUAAUCAAUAUGACAAACUAGGUCAAGGUUUGUCCUAACGUUCUUAAAUCAGUAUGACAAACUAGGUCAAGUGAGAGCGUGUUGGAGUGAUUAACAUGUUGGACUUUGUAAUCUAAUAUUGCUGGCUCUCUUGGUUCAAACCCCAUCAGGGGCAAGACGUUUCCGUGAGCAAGAAACUUAACUUUCAUAACUUAGUACUAGUUAAUGCUUAAGGAAUAGAUUUGAAAGUAACAAUGUCAAUACGGUUAUAGCUAAUCCUACACAAUCAAACAGAAACAAAUUCUGUAUAAUCUAAAGAAAGUCUGCAUCUGAACUAAACAUCUGUUGUUAAUUAAGAUUGGGUGAUUUAUAUAGUGUUACUCAAAUGAUUGAUGCUAGAAAUUAUUACAUUUGUUUAAUUAUUACAAUAUUUUGUACCAUGUUAUAUUUAAUGUUAUAUUUUACUGUUACU
Ruditapes philippinarum (Manila clam) is the source of this 4324-nucleotide messenger RNA. RefSeq names its product probable G-protein coupled receptor 21. Gene Ontology annotation, cellular component: membrane. The transcript has a single exon. Gene Ontology annotation, biological process: G protein-coupled receptor signaling pathway. The record is from RefSeq and is a predicted model, not a curated record. Gene Ontology annotation, molecular function: G protein-coupled receptor activity; peptide binding. Lineage: Eukaryota; Metazoa; Mollusca; Bivalvia; Venerida; Veneridae. Bases 973 to 1968 code for a protein of 331 amino acids.